UUUUGUUUAUCAUAAGCUUUGGUGCUCCAGAACUUGUUUAAUUUCAUCGGAUUGGAAGGCCCCGGAAUUGUUUGACAUGUCGCACCGCCACCAGGACAUCCCUAUCCGGCCGCGCUACGGCUACGUGGACGAGGAGAGUGGCCAGGCGGAGGGCAGUGGGCCGAAUCCGAAUGCAGCCAGAUCCGGGGCCACGCCCGCCUCCUCGUACACGGAGAUCCCCUUCCUGGCCCAGUAUCCCGGUCCGGUGCCGGAGCACGUCCUCCAGGAUCUCACGCCCACGGCGGCUGGGAAUCCAGCAGUUCCGGGACUCCAGGGAAAAGGUCCGAAUGGCGAGAGCUAUGUGAACCUGGACUCCGGCGAGGACGACGAUGGCGCCGAGGAGGAUGACCCCGAGGAGGAGGACAACAGCAACUCGAACAGCAACUCCAGGGACAGCCAUUCCGGGGACAUCCAACGGCACAGACUGAAGGCGGAGAGCAAUCUGCCUUACGAACUGGAGGGAGCCAGUGACUCGGACGGAAUGCGUCACUUUGUGGCCCACGACCUGGAGGCCAAGUUGCGCGAGGGAGUGGCCGCCUCCACGGACUACUCCUCGGAGCACACCACGCCCUCCACUUCCAUGGGUCCUGGCGUGCCAGUGGGCAUGGGAAUGGGCUUGGGCUCAUCUGGAAACGGCCUGCUCACCAGGAGAUUCCUGCAGUCCCGCAACGUGCCCGAGGUGGACGGCAGUGUGCUGAGCGACAUAGAACUGGAAGCCCAGUAUUUGGCCACCUCGGUGGACAACCUGCUGGAGAACCUGGGUAACCUGCUGCACUCCAUCUCCUCCAUAACCGCCGACAACGUGGAGGUCCAUCGGAAUGCCGUCAACAAGCUGACGGACACCCUGGAUGCGAACAUCAAGUGCCAGUACCAACUGCUGGCCAAAGCGGAGGAGAUCACCAAGUCGAUGAAGCCCACGGAGCAGCUGGGCCAGCGCAUCAGGGAGAUCAAGCGGCUGGUGGACAUGUUGGACAGCACCAUGUAGAAGGUUCUACGAGCCCGUGAUCUGUGCAAUCGAAAAGAUCUUGUGUUUCUAGUCAUUCCGUAAAUACAUUUAAAGCAACAAGAA
This is a messenger RNA of Drosophila rhopaloa, 1108 nucleotides long. RefSeq names its product BLOC-1-related complex subunit 6 (gene BORCS6). Bases 77 to 1024 code for a protein of 315 amino acids. Lineage: Eukaryota; Metazoa; Arthropoda; Insecta; Diptera; Drosophilidae. Gene Ontology annotation, cellular component: BORC complex. Gene Ontology annotation, biological process: lysosome localization. The record is from RefSeq and is a predicted model, not a curated record. The transcript has 3 exons.